AUGUUGAAAUUAAAAUUUUCCAAAUUUAAGCAAGUUUACGCUUUAACUUUUCUACCACGAUUAUUUUUAAAAGAAUCGAGAUGUGUGAAAAAUAAAAUUAACAAUUGUCCUGUAGAACAGAUAUGCUCGGUGAGAAAAAGUACUAAUUCGAAAACAAAAGAUGAAAACAGUACUCAAACGUAUGACCAAAAUGAAACUCUUUUUUCGAAAAACGAGAUUAAGAUAACGGCUAAAGAUGAUUUGCUAAAUGGAAAUAUAAUUUUCCCAGAGUUUUAUCAAAUACCACGUUGUACCAAAUGUGAAUCUGUUAUAUCAAAGCUUUUUGGAACUAAAAAACACGUAGCAGAAAAUAUAGCUAAUAAAAACAUUAAUGCUCAAACUGCAAAAGUUCAUGCCACCACAGCGACUAUAGAAGAAGAAAAAUUGGUUCAAAAAGUCGAUGUCAUCAAUGAAACCCCUCACGUUGAAGCUCAUCCCCCUAAAAUUGAAGGAUUCAAUUCAAUACCAAAGAUAUUAGGUCAAGAUACAUCUAAUUUUGAGGCAUCAGAUAAGAAAAAAGUUACGCCUGACCAAAAAAUAAUUUUAGAUGAAUUAGCUAAACGAUGUCUAGAUUCCCCAGUGGGUGACAUAGACAAUAUUUUACUUAAUGAAUUAAAAAAUAUUUCUCAAACAAAAUCAAGGAUCUCUCUCUCUGAAAGAAGAAGCGAAUGCGUAGAAAAAUAUUUUGACCAAAUAUUUGAGAAACCACCAAAACACCCGCUCGUCUCUGAAAAUCUUAAUUAUGACAAAGUUACGCCAUGUUACUAUAAAAAUAAUUUAACUGAAUGUAAAGUAGAAAAACUACAGCCAGUACAUUUAGCUACAUUACCUCACUUUACUAUAGACGGCGGUAAAAGAGAUUUCAAAGAGACUGGAUUUAUAAGGAGUUCUUCGAUUUAUUUGACAGCUAAUAUUAAGGAGCCUUCAAUGGAUAUUCCAUCACAAUUAAGCCCUUACGACCAACAAGCGAUACCAUUUUAUGAAUACACCAACAAAGAGCAUAUACUUGAAGAAGACGCUGAGUUAGAAGCAGCAGUAUUUACUGAAACGAUUCAAGAGACUGAAUUCAAUAAUCCAAUACCAGAAGAGACGAUCAGAAAAGAUGCCCUUGAUCAAGAACAAAGAACAAUAGAGGAUGUGGACACUGAGGAGCCGUUAAAUCCGAAGCCGACUGUAAAUUAUUUUUAUGAACCAUUAUUACAAACAAACUUUGAAGGCACUAAUUAUGUUUAUAGAAACUUUACGCCUGAUCACAUAUCAAAUAUCCUCAGUACGCAACAAUUACUGACAACUUCAGAUCAGUCUUCAGGCGAGUGGAGGUCGGAAGAAAUGUCAUCGAAGGGCGAGCUUCAUAACUCAGCUAUUUCUGGUACUUACACACAAAAUCAGUCUCAGAGACGACGUCAUGCAAAUCUUGAAUUACCAACGGACACCGCGAUAUCAGCGAAUCAGAACCCUGGAGAAUAUUACGAUUGGAAGGUGCCAGUACAGUUUAGCCCCAGCCAUGCACGUAACGAUGCCCCCCGCGUAAUUGUAGAAAAUACUGUAUCCCAAAAUGUACUUUUAGAACAUAUUGGAUUGGAAAUAUCGAAAGAAAGUCCAAAAGUAAGAGAGGGGGUUUCUGAUAUCAAUACUUAUGAAAAAGCAACCGAGAAUAUGGAAGAAUUGGCGAAUCCUAAAGAAAUUUCUGAUUCUAAAAAUAAUGUUCCACUUUCUGUGCUUUUAAAGCGUAUUCGGGAACAAAGCAGAAUACAAUAUUGUCAGCAUAUCGCCAAAGCAGAAGCAGAAGUAGUAAAAUCUAAUAAGUCUAAUUGCCCUCCUCCUCCCGACAAAAAACCUAUGAAAGCUGGUCCCUGCAAGCCUAUUGCUAAGCCUAAAUCAACAAAAAAACCCAGUCCCUGUCCCUGCCCCGAGAAAAAAGAUCCAUGCGCGAAAUUCUUCCCAUUUUUCUUAAACAUGGUAAUCAAAUCAGACGUCUCUUUCGACUUAUCGGUUCCAUUGCAGUACAAAAAUAUUACGUCAAACAACACCAAAAUCCUUACCCCUACUCUAGCCGUACUAACUGAAGAUAUCAUAGAAUGGUUCAAAAAAUUGGGCAAUACUCUGAAUAUUUCGGGAUUUUACAAUAUGAACUCCACGUGCACUUAUGCAAGAGAUUUUGAGCCUUGGAUCCCGAUACCGUCUUUGCAGAUCCCCAAACUUGAUAAGAAAAAGCCUUUCGUAUGUCCCAAAGAUAGCUGUAAAAGUCUAACGACACAAAAAACCUUUAAAGAUAAGCAAUGCCCGAUAGUGAAAGAAAAAAAGCUAUGCCCCACAAUGUCUAAUCUCAUCCAGCCUUUUAUUAACUGCCUCGGUGGUGUAGCGGCUAGCAUGUACGGCUGCACACCCGGAGGUCCUGGGUUCGAGUCCCGGGUCGGGCCAAGUUUAGUUAUUGAGUCUUUCUGUAUAGUAAGCCUCAGAGCUUGGAAUUGGGAAGUUGGCGGUGUUUCACCCCCGUGCCUCGGAGAGCACGUAAAGCCGUCGGUCCUGCGCCUUAACUUUCACUGGUCGUGUCGAGUGGUCAUCCCACUGGAGUAUGAGAGUGACAGGAACAGAGAGUGCACGUUGUGUCUGCGCGUACACUUGUGCACUGUAAUAUCUCCUGCGCAGUUGGCUAGUCUCAAUGAGAUUGGCCGCCGUGACCGGAAUCGGUCGGGAGAACAUCAAUCUCAUCCAGAC
Brenthis ino (lesser marbled fritillary) is the source of this 2757-nucleotide messenger RNA. NCBI's taxonomy places the organism in Eukaryota, Metazoa, Arthropoda, Insecta, Lepidoptera, Nymphalidae. The record is from the annotation of a GenBank genome assembly.